Macrosiphum euphorbiae (potato aphid) is the source of this 996-nucleotide messenger RNA. Lineage: Eukaryota; Metazoa; Arthropoda; Insecta; Hemiptera; Aphididae. The record is from the annotation of a GenBank genome assembly.
AUGGAUCAUCUUGAACCAUUAUUAAAAAGUAUAUUUCCCGAUUCUAAAAUUUGCCAAAAAAUGAGGUUAAAACGAACAAAAGCAACAAACAUCAUAAAAAAUAUAAUUUCUCCUGUUGAAAAAGAAUCGCUAUCGAGUAUACUAAAUAAAACUAAAUUUUCUGUCAUGAUUGACGAAUCCACUGAUAUUGCAUGUAUAUCAACAAUGUGUAUUGUUGUACGCUAUAGUGGUGAUAAUAAGAUUAAAACACAGUUUUGGGAUUUGUUACCCGUGUAUAAUUUGGAAAACCCCGAGGAAGUUAAUGCUGGCGCUACCGCUGAAAACAUUUUCAUAAAUGUUAUUGAUGCGUUCAAAAAGCAUAAUGUCAAUGUUGAAAAUAUAAUAGGAUUUGGGUCCGAUGGUUGUUCGACGAUGAUGGGUAAAAAUAAUUCGGUGUCUAGCAGAAUGAAAGAAAUGUUUCCUGGUGUAUUUAUAAUGAAAUGUAUAUGCCAUUCACUACAUUUAGUUUGUAGUGAAGCUUGUAAAUCGUUACCAAGGAGGUUAGAAGAUUUUGCUCGAAACGUUUUUAAUUUCUUUUCUCAUAGUAGCAAACGACAAAGGCAAUUCGUCCAGUUUCAAGUAUUUUUGAAUUUAGAUGUGCACAGAAUAUUACAUCCUUCCCAAACAAGGUGGCUUUCCUUGUUUAGUGUUGUUGAGCGAUUAUUGGAACAGUGGGAUGCCCUUCAAUUAUUUUUCAGUGAAAAGUGGCUAUCAGAAAAAUUAUUAUCGGCAGAAUCUAUUUUUAACCAGCUAAACGAUCCAUUUACGAAAGGAUUUUUUUAUUUUCUUGAGUGGAUUUUACCCAAAUUCACUAUGCUCAACCAAUAUUUUCAAACAGAUCAAAUAGUUUUAAAUACAUUACAUGAAAAAAUGGAAAUAUCUUAUAAAGAUUUAUUAAUGGUCUAUAUGAAAAGAGAUUAUGUUUUAAAAACUCCCCUAUCAGGACCCAAUGCGUAA